This is a messenger RNA of Drosophila subobscura, 833 nucleotides long. RefSeq names its product vesicle-associated membrane protein-associated protein A-like. Gene Ontology annotation, molecular function: FFAT motif binding. NCBI's taxonomy places the organism in Eukaryota, Metazoa, Arthropoda, Insecta, Diptera, Drosophilidae. The coding region runs from base 51 to 833 and encodes 260 amino acids. The record is from RefSeq and is a predicted model, not a curated record. The transcript is spliced from 2 exons. Gene Ontology annotation, cellular component: plasma membrane; endoplasmic reticulum membrane. Gene Ontology annotation, biological process: endoplasmic reticulum membrane organization.
CAUUUGUAGCCCAAAAUUGCUGACAAAAUUCCCAACAAAUUUCAGUUCCAAUGGAUAACAAAAGCAAAAGUGGCCUCAAACGUGAAGGCAACAAUCCAACGCCAUAUGAUGGCUGUGAUCUUUUGUGCACAAGUCCAACCAUCAUGAAAUUCAACGCGCCCUACAAUAGCAGCCAGAGGCGUAUUCUGACCCUAAUGAAUCUCUUUCCGCAGCCAGUGCUCUUCAAGUUGAAGUCAAAUGCGGCGAAACAGUACCACGUGGAACCCUGCACCGGCCGGGUAAAUCCCUACAGCAGCUGCGAGGUCAACAUUACCUUGAAGUACUUUGACUUCGAUGCCGAGUGCCAGUACAAUCAUCGCUUCAUUAUUCAGUCGAUCGUGUGCCCGUUUAGUGUUGUCCAACAGGACACCAACUCCAUUCUGGCCUUCUUUAAGCAGAUUUGCCGCUCGAGGCUUUCGACUGCGCGCAUCGACGUUGUUCUGGAGACCGAUCCCGUGUCGCCUCCAGCCAAGUCUCCACUGGACUCUGUGGCCAAGGGACUGCGAAAGGCCUCACAGCGUGUGAUUGCCAGCCAGGUAGCAUCUCUGGUAUCAAACCGCCAGCAGGAGACCGACAAUGAGGUCCAUGUCUGCAAUCAUACCAACACAACCACUGAGCCCCUUAAUGGAUCCGAUUCGCUUCUGUUUACCAUUCGUGCAAAAUUCCGUCUAACCCUGAGCGAGUUUCCAAAUAUGUUUCAGUGCGUCGUACUGUGCGGAGCCGUAGUUGCAGUUUUAGUGCUUUUAGUGCUGAUGAAUCCUGAGGAUAUAGAUGAGGUUUAUGAAAUAUACUAA